AUGGCACAAGAAGAGCGACGCGUACCCGGCACAUCAGAGGAAGAGCCUCUGCUUGGAGAAUCGGGGGAUGCGAGCCAGAAGGAGGGCAAGCCGCUGUAUCACAAUCUGGUGCUUGGCACGGGUGUGAUUGCACAGUUUGGAGCAUGGAUUCUCGCGGCCAUCGUUUGGGGCAGCGUCUUCUCCCACGACUUGCAGCUGUUCUCAGCGCAUCCGCUCCUCAACUCCGCAGCAGUGCUCCUCUUUGUCCAAGGCAUCCUCCUCGUCCAGCCCACGCACACGGCAAAGCAGAAAAAGCAGGGCACGUACGGGCACGCGGCCUUCAAUGACGUCGCUUUCCUCACCGCCCUCGCCGGCCUGAUUGUGAUCGAGUACAACAAGAUCAGCCACAAGGGUGAGCACUUUGUCUCGCCGCACGCCAUCCUCGGCCUCGUCACCUACAUCUUGAUCUUGCUUCAGCUCCUCGCGGGCAUCAGUGCCUACUUCCUGCCGGGCUUGUACGGCGGGGAGGAGAAUGCAAAGGCGAUGUACAAGUACCAUCGGGUUGGGGGCUACCUGACGCUUCUGGUGAUGCUUGCUACAAUCUGUCUGGCGACGCAGACGGACUUCAACGUCAAUGUGUUGCAGAUUCAGUUGUGGGCUGUGGUUGUUGCUGCUGUUAUUCUGGUAGUGGGUAUUGCGCCUCGCAUCAGGCUGAGCAAGUUUGGGUGGCUUGCUGGGAAGUAA
Molecule: messenger RNA, 723 nt
Organism: Neohortaea acidophila
Lineage: Eukaryota; Fungi; Ascomycota; Dothideomycetes; Mycosphaerellales; Teratosphaeriaceae
Product: eukaryotic cytochrome b561-domain-containing protein
Exons: 4
Coding region: 1-723 (240 amino acids)
Molecular function (GO): transmembrane monodehydroascorbate reductase activity
Source: RefSeq, a predicted model, not a curated record